CUGGCUCAGCCCUCCAGACGGAGCGGCAGGAGAGUUGGAGACGCAUCCAAAGCGCGCAGGACGCACAGACGGAGUUCAAAGCGACUCCAAGCAGGCGAGAAAAAAAACUUCCUUCCCUGCAAGUGGACUUGAUCUGCAGCCACCAACUUUCCGUCCAGUUCGCGUUUUCUCCUGACCGCUGAGGAAUCCAGUUUGUGGAAUUUCAUUUUUAAAGAACCAGUAUUAUUUUAAGCCAUGCAUCGGUGCAAAGUGGCGCUACUGCUGCUGCUGGUCAUCCUGCACUUCCUGAGCGCAGAAGCCUAUAAGUGCAGAUGCACCAGAAAAGGACCAAAGAUCAGAUAUAAGGAUGUGCAGAAGCUGGAGAUCAAACCCAAACAUCCCUUCUGCCAAGAGAAGAUGAUAUUCGUAACCAUGGAGAACAUCUCUCGGUUCAAAGGUCAGGAGUACUGCCUGCACCCCAACCUUCAGAGCACCAAGAACCUGGUCAAAUGGUUCCGCAUCUGGAAGGACAAACACAGGGUUUAUGAAGCCUGAGUCUCUCCAGAACAACAAGGAUCCAGUGAGACAGAACCAGACCCGGACAGAACCAGAACUGUUCUGUGAAGAAAUGACCAGAGACCUGUUGCGAACAUUAAAAUAGCAUCUAUAGUCUGUAAAUAAUCUGACGGGAUUGUUUUAGUCUCCUGUCCAGGUAGUCCCAUUACUCACAUUCCCGGCCUCCACGGCGAUAUUCGUCAGGUUUUAUUUAAGGAACCGUCUCGGUUAUUUUACCUCCUAGGAUUCUACCGACGCGAAGCGGUUCAGGUUCUGAAGAAACACGGAAACCAAGAACAUGUAGCGUGAGGAGAAACGUUUCUUCACUGUCAUAAAAUAAAUUAGAUUCUUUUUCUAGAAAAGAUACUGACAUUCUGGAAGAGUGUGUGUGGGUGUGUGUGUGUGUGUGUGUGUGUGUCCAACUAGCACAAGACUUUCCACCAUCUUGUUUGUAAAAUAUUCUCUGGUUUAAUCUGCAGGUCGUAGGUAAAGAUAAGUGGAUUCUGCUGCGUUUAUGUGAGUUAAUGCAAAAUGUAUAAAAAUGUGAUCAUAUCUGUUAUAUACGUCUGUCAGUUUAAGAUUUGUGUAAUGAUGCGUUAUUUCAUACAAACUGUUUUUAUAACUAUUUGUUCAAAACAUCAGUUAGGCUUCGCUCUACUGGUUUUGUUCCUUUAACCACAGACAGAACCUCUUCUUCAAUCUUCAUCCUGUCUGUAUUAUUCUUAUAAAUCAUUGAAGAGGUGAAAUAAAAUCUUUAAGGUCUAAAAUGAAAUGUAGAUGUGAAUUUGGUAUUAUUUUAGUUUUUCAUGAAUUGUUGCCCCGUCCAUUAGAGCCACAAACUUUCAUGUGUUUUAUCUGGAGUUUAACGUCAUAAACACAAAGUAGUGGAAAAAAUGAAUCAUUUUCUGAAAAGUGUGGUGUGGAUGUAUGUUCAGUUUAUUAGAGUACAGUCUGGGUAAAAGGGGGUGAAUAUAAUUUUACACAUUUCAGAUUUUGUCUUUGAAAAUAGAAAUGGAAAAUCUUUAAUUAUUUCCCUCCCUCUUCAGUUAUGAACUGCUGGAUGUUUUCCUGUUUCUGCUGAAUAAAGCAACAUUGCAAGGCGCUGCAUGAACAUGGCAACAUUUUCAUUGAUUAUGCAGAAUCAGGUUUUAGCAACACAUUGUUCAGCUUUUUAUGGAAAACAGGAAAAAGUCCAGUUUUUCUUUUAUAUUAUUUUAUAUUAUAUUUUUUGCUUUUAUUUUCCAUAUCAAAACUGCUGAAUACCAGUCAUUUGUGUAAUUACACUGUAUGGUUUCAUAUUUAUAAUCCGAUCAUGUUUUGUUGGCAUUAAAGAGAUUUCACACA
Xiphophorus hellerii (green swordtail) is the source of this 1878-nucleotide messenger RNA. It is a transcript of the gene cxcl14, whose product is annotated as chemokine (C-X-C motif) ligand 14. Gene Ontology annotation, cellular component: extracellular region. The transcript is spliced from 4 exons. Lineage: Eukaryota; Metazoa; Chordata; Actinopteri; Cyprinodontiformes; Poeciliidae. Gene Ontology annotation, biological process: immune response. Gene Ontology annotation, molecular function: chemokine activity. The record is from RefSeq and is a predicted model, not a curated record. Bases 235 to 534 code for a protein of 99 amino acids.